Molecule: messenger RNA, 1242 nt
Organism: Selaginella moellendorffii
Lineage: Eukaryota; Viridiplantae; Streptophyta; Lycopodiopsida; Selaginellales; Selaginellaceae
Exons: 9
Coding region: 1-876 (291 amino acids)
Source: RefSeq, a predicted model, not a curated record
AUGGCUUCUUCUUGCUGGCUCUCGCCGCCGAGGCUAUGGCGGCCGCUGCCAGUCCAGGUGAAGAAAUGCCAGUGGCGACGGCGCAGGAUCGGCGCUCGCAUUUGCGCUGUUGGGGCUGAUUUCAGCGACAUCGAUGCCACGGAUGAGAGCGAUCAGGGAGGAGGAUUCAAGGGGGGCGGCGCGAGGGCAAAAAGGCUGGAGAAAGUAAGGUAUGAGAAGCAAGCUCGCAAGGAGAAGGAAGACUCCACAUACCCCGAAUGGGCAAGGAUUUUUGAAGACCAAGCUCGCAAUGACGAUGAAGUUCGGGAGAUUCUCGGUGACAGCCUUGGCAAUCCAGAGGAGAUGGAAAAACGGUUGAGGGACAGGGUACUACGGAAAGGAAAUGACCUCUUUACUCCGAAGACUGGUACUGCUAUACCUCUGGAAGUACAGUUCCGAGACUUCGAUCCAGCGGGAGCAUUUAUUUGGUUCGAGCUGUGUGGUGCGCCAACAGAAAAGGACUUGGACAUCAUCGGAGGCGUCUUUAGAUCAUGGUACAUUCUUGGCAAGCUGGGAGCUUUCAACACCUUUAACAUGCAACUGACGAAGUUGCCAGUAGAAGCACCACCAAAGUACUCCGCGGAACUAGCCAAGCAAUCCUUGCCAGCUUACUUCCACAACAUUGGCGAUAUAGAGUACCAAGACACUAUCGGAAGAGUCUGGGUCGAUCUGGGAACGUCCGACCCGCUUGCGUGGGAUGUGAUCAUAAAUUCCUUGUCUGCUGUAAGCUCCGACCAUGUCGGCAUGAAGUUGCUCGUGUUUGGCGGUAACAAAUUUGGCGACUGGGAGGACGGAAUGAAAAAUCCCGACGAUGGCUACAAAGUCUACAAGAUCUAAAGCCACUGACGACAUGAUAUCCUUUCAAUGAGAGGGCCUGGGAAUCGAACCGAUUUUUUCACGUAAAACGGCGUGGCUGGCUAUGGUGGUGCCAAGUAAGCCCUAUUUGCAUGGGACACGUGGGUGCUACUGGAAGUGACACGUAACACUUGGCGAAAAUGGAAAGCCUUGGCGAUGGCGCUGGCGCUUUGCGCAGGAGGACGAGGAAUCUAGAUCUUUCUAUUCUCUCCCUCUUCUUUUUCUUUGUUUAGGGCCCGGGAAUAGGGAGAGCAGAGCUGUUGUGGCGAUAUUUUAUUGUCUUGCAUUGCAUGGCUGCUAAUAAGCGCGACUUGGCAUGAUGCGUGUCAAGAUCACAGCGAUCCAUCA